GGCGCUCGGCUGGCUUCCCUGCUUAGGUCGAGCGGCGCGCUCCGAGUCCGGGUUCUUCCGUCAUGUCGACCGCUAUGAACUUCGGCACCAAGAGCUUCCAGCCUCGGCCCCCAGACAAGGGCAGUUUCCCGCUGGAUCACUUCGGUGAAUGUAAAAGCUUUAAAGAGAAAUUCAUGAAGUGUCUCCGUGACAAUAAUUUUGAAAAUGCUUUAUGCAGAAAUGAAUCAAAAGAAUAUUUAGAGUGCAGAAUGGAAAGGCAGCUGAUGGCUCAAGAACCACUGGAAAAAUUGGGAUUUGGAGAUUUGGUAGAUGGACAGUCAGAGGCUAAGAGUAAAUCUUAAUGGAUGAGGACCAUUGGCCAUCGGGAGGCCCUGUGCUGAGUCCCGUUGGGGCCUCAGUUUCGCCGUGAAUCCACAUGGAGUUGCCUCCCAGUUGGUGUGCCUUAUAACCGGGGAUUUGGCUUGACUUGUGAAGCUUCCAAAUCAUUUUCAUUAAUUGCUGUUCUUUUUAGAUUCUCAUUUUCCCAUAAAGGAGUAGUUUAAUCUGUCAAUCUGCAUGCAGCACAGGGUCCCCAGGAGGCUCACAGCGGAAGGGAAGAGCUCUGGAGUGAUAUCCUGCCUAGGGCACCUUCACACUGUGUUGCUCUGAGCAGCUUUUCCAAGGACCCGCUCACCCUGCAGAUUUCAGACUUUUACAUGCACGGAUGGAUGUCAGAGGAUAACUGUUCCCUAGGAAAACACUUUCCUUUUUGUAUGCACAGCUAUCUAUGCAUGCCAGUUUGGAUUUUUUUCUUUUUCUUUACAAAUGCGGAGUACAAAAUAAGAAAUGAAAAAUU
Fukomys damarensis (Damara mole-rat) is the source of this 835-nucleotide messenger RNA. RefSeq names its product cytochrome c oxidase assembly protein COX19. Bases 63 to 341 code for a protein of 92 amino acids. Gene Ontology annotation, biological process: mitochondrial respiratory chain complex IV assembly. Lineage: Eukaryota; Metazoa; Chordata; Mammalia; Rodentia; Bathyergidae. Gene Ontology annotation, cellular component: mitochondrial intermembrane space. The transcript is spliced from 3 exons. The record is from RefSeq and is a predicted model, not a curated record.